This is a messenger RNA of Morone saxatilis (striped sea-bass), 3268 nucleotides long. It is a transcript of the gene xrra1, whose product is annotated as X-ray radiation resistance associated 1. The coding region runs from base 269 to 2179 and encodes 636 amino acids. Gene Ontology annotation, molecular function: protein binding. The transcript has 17 exons. The record is from RefSeq and is a predicted model, not a curated record. NCBI's taxonomy places the organism in Eukaryota, Metazoa, Chordata, Actinopteri, Moronidae. Gene Ontology annotation, cellular component: nucleus.
CGGGCUGGCUUGGCGGUGCAUUAUCUUAUCACCGAAAUCAAUCUUUGACUAGCUGGGCUCAGCGGUUUCUUCCGCCUUCGCCUGUGAGAGGUCUCAGUGUCACCUCCUACCGCCCCCCUCUGGACGGGAGGAGCAGCGCCUCGUCUUACAUGCUGUUGCUAGGAUACAGAGCAUUACAGUGUAGCUGUAAGAUCAAAAACGCUGCAGCAAAGUAACUAAAGUUAAAGUUAUUAACGUUGUUAACGUGAGAAGAGUGAUAAUCAACAAGAUGACUGCAGCAUCCUAUAAAUUUGAUGAUGGACAGAGAUAUCCUGCCCAAUGUUUCCCCGCCCGGACAUUACUCCAUCGAAGAAAAGAAGGUGCUGGUCAUUGGCUUGUGGAUUACAGGAAAGCAGAGGAGCAGAAAUACAACAAUGUGCACAGAAGAAUAAUAGAGACUUACAAUGAAUGUGAGAACAGGGAGGCCGAUGCUCCUCAUGGUAACACGUUAGAUGGACCUUUCCUGCUCCAGUUACAUCGUGUUGACAAGCCGUCUGAGCUCUGCUCGGUCGACAUCAGUGAGCAGAAACUGAAUUCUGUCAAGACAGAAGACCUCGAGGUGUUUGACAAUGUGGCUUACAUCGACGCGUCUGUUAACUCCCUCUCUUUAGAGUCUUUCAGCAAUUUAGUUUCUUUAAGAGAACUCAAUCUGUCAUUAAACGGGCUUUGCAACAUGACGUUUCAAGCUGCUGACUUCCCUCAUCUCGAGGUUUUAGAUUUAUCCUACAACAGUUUGUCGGCUGAUGAUGUUGUUUCCUUUGGUCGCCUUCCACGUCUAAAAGUCCUUCAUCUGACUGGAAAUCAGCUUCAUCAUCUUCCUCCUAAUCUGGGUUCUUCCAACGCCACCCAACUGCCAGCUAAAGAAGAAGACACACAGUUUAAAGCUCUUGAAGUCCUGAUGCUUGAUGAUAACAAACUGACUUCUGGAGUCUUCAACAGUCUUGCAAACCUCAAGAGGCUAAAGUAUUUAAACCUGCAGGGGAACCGCAUUUCUGAAAUACCGUGUUUGCAACUAAUGGACUCUUUGAAACCUUUGGAGACUUCUGCUGAAGAAGAAGUGGGACAUGCUUCCACUGAGCCAAAUCGUAACACCGAUGAACAUCUCAAGAGACUCUCAGAGCAGGAAAACUGGGAGGAGUGCUGCAGAGCAUCCAGUGUGCCACUACCAGAGCUUCAGUUCCUCAAUUUAUCCAACAACAAGAUUGCCAAGGAAGAAGCGCUGAUGGCUGCCGCUCUUUUCCCAGUUCUUCGAGAAAUUGACAUUUACUCCAACCCUCUGACCACGCAGAGAAGUGGAGACCCUCCUUUACUGACCCAUUACCUCCAAGAGCGACUGGGGAUAACAAUAAAGCGUAAGAAGACACAGGAAGUCCUUAAGCUCCCACUGAAGGUGUCAACAGAUCCAAAAUGGAAGGUGGAAGAAAGAGUCCCAAAGGUGUCAAAGAAGUCACUGUUGAUGGAUGUUCCUUGUCGUGCUCCGGGUGAGGAAAGUGAGGUGACUCAUAAGAGAACGCCAGAAUCUGAGGGUGAGAAUAGCGAAGACGACACCUUCCAGGAAAACACAGAGCACUUCUUUGUUACUCAGGCAACAGAUGUUUGUGAAUUUGAGUUUGAUCUUCGAGCUGAUGAGAAAGAAACUGCAGAAAACAAGGACAGAAACAAGGACAGAGUCAUUCCUGAAGAAUUCACGAGCCACGAAACGUUGAUGGAUGCAAAACCAAACUGUGAUGUGGUGGAGCCCGUUGGAAUUCAAACAGCUGUUCGGAUGCUGGAACACACACUGAAGAAUCUUAAUGUUUACAGAGACUCGAAACCAAAGCUUGAUUGCAUCCAGACACCGUACAGAGAAAGAGAGAAAAAGAUUAAGCAACUUCCACCUUUGAAACCAAUAAAGCAGCCAACAGAGAGGGUUGAUGAAAUGAUCAAGGAAAUCAAAGAGAGUACAGCCAUAAAAGCAGUUCCCUUAAGCAGCGCCAUACACGGCACAGGCGUUAACAAGCGGGAAGCUCUAUUGCUGCUGAGGGAUAUGAAAACAAAGUACAAGAUGGUACACAAGAAAACGAUGGAACAAGCAACCAGCAUUGAGUCUGAUAGAAACACCAACCAAAACAGAGCUGAAACUAUACCUGAAUUGCCUUGAAUAACACCAUGGAAAUGUCCACAUACAAUUGGUGUGAGUGGAAUUUAUGUGAAGACCAAUAUGUCAGAAAUAAAAGUAGUGGUGAGUGAAUCUUGCAUGUUGAUUGAUUAAUCAUAGAUGAAAUGAAACUGCCUGUAAAAAACAAAUGUAUUUAGUUAUCAACAACAAACCUAUAGUCUAGCCCAGUGGUUCCCAACUAAAACACACCUUUUUCUAUCAAUGAGUAAACUGAUGACUUCUGACUAAGUGGCGUAUUUUAUGGAUAUUUCUAUAUAUAUUAUAUUAAAUGCAAAACAACUGAUAAACUGCAUGAAUCCAAGUAGUAACCCAACGCAAUAAAUGCAGGACGAUUGUCUAAAACAGCAAUUUAGAGGAAUUUUGAAUUAUUUCUUGUGAAUACUGAAUCAUAGAUGAGUUUCCCUGAUAUAUUAAGGAACUUUAUAUACAAUUAUGUCUCUGUAUAAUCUUGUAACAAUCAUACAAUCAAACAAUUAUACAUACUAUAAUAGGGUUUAUUUUUUUUCUUCAAAGAAAUUAAUGAAAUGCUGAGAUACAGGCCCAUUGUGUAUAGUGGAGGUCCCGACCCCCAGAUUGAGAACCCCUGGCCUGAACUAUAGCAGGAGAAGCUACAGAGUUCAUUAGAAUGAAUGUCGAGUUGUGACUGGGUGGCAUCUGCUGAAACGACUGUCUGUCUGAUUAAUACUAUGUGACAAGGACUGAAUGAUGGUUUUGAGCAGCUGCUCCACCUCUGCAAUGACCAGAAUGCAUGCACAUCAACUGUUUGCCUCUUGAGUUCAGCUGCAGCAAUAAAACGUUGACUGGGGAGAGACAAUUUCAAGUGUUUGUGUACAUUUGUAUUCUGUCCAGGAAGAGGUUCCAGUGUUUCCUUUGGUUCAACCUGUCUCCAUAAACAUGACCUCGAACAUCGCAGCCUGUAGUUUGAUAUGUUUAAUUUCAAUAUUAGGCAACAGGCUGUGCUAAUUAGUGAGGAAGAAAUGGACUCCAGCACACGUCUCGUAAGCCUCCACCCUGCUGAAAUGUGCUGAAGCAAUGCCGCUUUAUACGUGACUGCUCUGACUUCCUUCUUUA